AUGUCUGCGGAGAGCGCGGGGCCGGGGUCGGGGCCGCNGGCGGGGCUGGGCGGCCGCUGCCGGGGGCACCGCAUCCGCCGGGCCGAGGAGCGCGCGGAAGAGCUGCGGAACAAGAUUGUGGACCAGUGUGAGAGGCUGCAGUUUCAGAGUGCCAGCAUCACCAAGUAUGUGGCUGAGGUCCUCCCAGGGAAGAACCAGAGAGCAGUGAGCAUGGCCAGCGCGGCGCGGGAACUGGUCAUCCAGAGGCUAGGUGUGGUGAGGAGUCUGUGUGAGAGCGAGGAGCAGCGCUUGCUGGAACAGGUGCAUGGCGAAGAGGAGCGGGCCCACCAGAGCAUCCUGACACAGCGAGUCCACUGGACUGAGGCGCUGCAGAAGCUCGACACCAUCCGGACCAGCCUGGUGGGCAUGCUCACUCAUCUGGAUGAUCUCCAGCUGAUUCAGAAGGACCAGGAGAUUUUUGAGAGGACCGAGGAAGCAGAGGGCAUUUUGGAUCCCCAGGAGUCGGACAAGUUAAACUUUAAUGAGAAGUGCAUUCGGAGCCCACUACUUACCCAACUCUGGGUGACAGCGGUUCUCGGGUCUCUCUCAGGCACGGAGGACGUGCGUAUCGACGAGAGGACCGUCAGCCCCUUCCUGCAACUGUCAGAUGAUCGAAGGACCCUGACCUUCAAUGCCAAGAAGUCCAAGGCCUGUGCAGAUGUCCCCGAGCGCUUUGACCACUGGCCCAAUGCCCUCGCGGCCACCUCCUUCCAGGCGGGGCUGCACACCUGGAUGGUGAAUGUCCAGAACAGUUGUGCCUACAAGGUGGGUGUGGCCCUGGGCCAGCUGCCCCGCAAGGGCUCCGGCAGUGACUCUCGUCUGGGCCACAACACCUUCUCCUGGGUCUUCUCCCGCUACGACCAGGAGUUCCGUUUCUCCCACGCCGGGCAGCACGAGCCCCUGGGGCUGCUGCGCUGCCCCACGCAGCUGGGUGUGCUUCUAGACUUGCAGGCGCACGAACUGCUCUUCUAUGAGCCGGCCUCAGGCACGGUGCUCCACAGCCACCACGCGCCCUUUUCAGGGCCCCUCUUCCCAGUCUUUGCGGUGGCCGACCAGACCAUUUCCAUCAUCCGCUGACCCGUGGCCACCGGGCGUCCCGGUCUACUCCCCAC
Ailuropoda melanoleuca (giant panda) is the source of this 1151-nucleotide messenger RNA. RefSeq names its product B-box and SPRY domain containing (gene BSPRY). The record is from RefSeq and is a predicted model, not a curated record. The transcript has 6 exons. Gene Ontology annotation, molecular function: protein binding. Bases 1 to 1116 code for a protein of 371 amino acids. NCBI's taxonomy places the organism in Eukaryota, Metazoa, Chordata, Mammalia, Carnivora, Ursidae.